AUGUAUAAAAUUUUAAAAGAAGAAGAAAUAGUUGUUCCUGAAGUACCAGUUGAAAAAAAAAAGCAAAGAAGAAAAAGAGUUGCGUGCAAGGAUCCACCUAACUCACAACAUAUACCCGACUCUGUACCAUAUUUGCUAAUAGGGGGAGGUACUGCUGCUUUUUCAGCUUUUAGGUCUAUUAAAUCGAUGGACCCAACUGCUAAAGUUUUGGUCGUUUCUGAGGAAUAUGAAUUUCCUUAUAUGAGACCUCCUUUGUCAAAGGAAAUGUGGUUUAAUAGUGACCCAAAAGAUAUGGAAAAUUUAAUGUUUAAACAGUGGAAUGGAACUGUAAGAAGGUUUGUACCCCGACAUUUUUAUAAGGAUGUAAAAGACCUACUUAAGAAUGCCAAAGGCGGUGUAACUGUAUUGAGAGGAUGGUCUGUAACUAAAAUAGAUCCGUAUAAAAAAAAAGCCUACCUGGACGAUGGAUUUCCCAUAAAAUAUGAAAAAUGUUUAAUUGCCACAGGAUCGACUCCGAAAACUUUAAAAGUGUUUCAAAGAUCUCCUCCGGAAGUAAGAGAAAUGGUUCAAACUUACAGAGAUAUUUUCGAUUUUGAAGAUUUACGUGAUGUCAUUGACGAAAAUGACUCUGUAGCUAUAAUAGGAGGUGGAUUUUUGGGGAGUGAACUUGCUUGCGCUUUGGCCAGAUAUGGGAAAAAAAAAAAUUUGAAAGUUUAUCAAAUUUUCAAAGAAACAGGAAAUAUGGGGAAAAUAUUGCCUGAAUAUUUAAGUUUAUGGACGACGAAAAAAGUUGAAGCGGAAGGUGUCACGGUGUUACCAAAUAGUCAAGUUGUUGAUGCAUUUGUCGGGGAAAAAAAAUUAAAUUUGAUACUUAAUGGAGGCGAAAGAAUAAUUGUCGAUCAUUGUGUAACCGCGAUCGGUGCCACGCCAAAUACAUCCUUAGCUAAACCAUCGGGAUUAGAAACACAUGGCGAAUUAGGAGGAUAUUUAGUAAAUGCAGAAUUAGCAGCUCGAUCGAAUUUAUAUAUAGCUGGAGACGCAGCAUGUUUUUACGACAUAAAACUUGGUCGUAGAAGAAUUGAACAUCACGAUCAUGCAGUUGUCUCCGGAAGGUUGGCAGGAGAGAAUAUGGUCGGUGCAGCCAAACCUUAUUGGCAUCAAAGUAUGUUUUGGUCAGAUUUAGGACCUGAAGUAGGGUAUGAAGCAAUCGGUAUCGUUGAUGCUACGUUACCUACCGUUGGAGUUUUUGCUAAGAAAACUGAUAAAGACACUCCUGAAGCUGUUGUAACAGCCACGGGUGACAACAUACGCUCGCGUACCGAAGAGGAUGCUGCACCGGUUCCUCCGGCUAAAGGUUCCCCUAAACCUCCUCAACCUGGAGAGGAUUAUGGGAAAGGAAUCAUUUUUUAUCUUAGAGACGAUACCGUAGUAGGCAUUGUAAUGUGGAACGUUUUUAAUAGAAUGCAGAUAGCCAGACAGGUUUUAAAAGAUGAAAGAAAAUACGAAAACCUAAACGAAGUCGCUAAAUUAUUUAAUAUACACGAGGAGUAA
Pediculus humanus corporis (human body louse) is the source of this 1551-nucleotide messenger RNA. RefSeq names its product programmed cell death protein 8, putative. Gene Ontology annotation, molecular function: NAD(P)H oxidase H2O2-forming activity; protein dimerization activity; FAD binding. The transcript has 7 exons. Gene Ontology annotation, biological process: mitochondrial respiratory chain complex assembly; apoptotic process. The coding region runs from base 1 to 1551 and encodes 516 amino acids. The record is from RefSeq and is a predicted model, not a curated record. Gene Ontology annotation, cellular component: mitochondrion; cytoplasm. Lineage: Eukaryota; Metazoa; Arthropoda; Insecta; Psocodea; Pediculidae.